Messenger RNA from Ficedula albicollis (Collared flycatcher), 1740 nucleotides. It is a transcript of the gene LCK, whose product is annotated as LCK proto-oncogene, Src family tyrosine kinase. Bases 35 to 1288 code for a protein of 417 amino acids. NCBI's taxonomy places the organism in Eukaryota, Metazoa, Chordata, Aves, Passeriformes, Muscicapidae. Gene Ontology annotation, biological process: cell surface receptor protein tyrosine kinase signaling pathway; protein phosphorylation; B cell receptor signaling pathway. The transcript has 11 exons. Gene Ontology annotation, cellular component: extrinsic component of cytoplasmic side of plasma membrane. Gene Ontology annotation, molecular function: ATP binding; signaling receptor binding; non-membrane spanning protein tyrosine kinase activity. The record is from RefSeq and is a predicted model, not a curated record.
CACCCCCAGUGUCACCUCUGUCCCCUCAGCCACCAUGGGCUGCUGCUGCAGCUCGGACUAUGACGAGGACUGGAUCGAGAACAUCGACAUCUGCGAGCGCUGCAACUACCCCAUCGAGCCCGACAGCAAGCGCCAGAGGCUGAUCCGCAACGGCUCCGAGGUUCAGGACCCCCUGGUGUCCUACGAGCCCUCGUCACCUCCGCGCUCCCCCAUGCAAGACAAGCUGGUGGUGGCCCUGUACAACUACGAGCCCAAGCACGACGGGGACCUGGGGCUGCGGAAGGGGGAGAAGCUCCGCGUCCUGGAGGAGAACGGGGAGUGGUGGAAGGCGCAGUCGCUCACCACGGGCCAGGAGGGGCUGAUCCCGCACAACUUCGUGGCUUUGGUGAACAGCCUGGAGCCCGAGCCGGAUCUCCUGAGCCCUCCCUGCCGGACGCAGAAGCCGCAGAAGCCGUGGUGGCAGGACGAGUGGGAGGUGCCGCGGGAGUCGCUGAAGCUGGUGGAGAAGCUGGGAGCGGGGCAGUUCGGAGAGGUCUGGAUGGGAUUGUACAACGGGCACACGAAGGUGGCAGUGAAGAGCCUCAAGGCUGGCAGCAUGUCCCCCAGCGCCUUCCUGGCCGAGGCCAACCUGAUGAAGAAGCUGCAGCACCGGCGGCUGGUGCGGCUCUACGCCGUGGUCACCAAGGAGCCCAUCUACAUCAUCACCGAGUUCAUGGAGAAGGGCAGCCUCGUGGACUUCCUCAAAACCUCGGAAGGAGUCAAGCUCAGCAUCAACAAACUGCUGGACAUGGCAGCGCAGAUUGCUGAAGGCAUGGCCUUCAUCGAGGCCAAGAAUUACAUCCACAGGGACCUGAGGGCCGCCAACAUCCUGGUCUCGGACACUUUGUGCUGCAAAAUCGCCGAUUUUGGGCUGGCCCGGCUCAUCGAGGAUAACGAGUACACGGCUCGGGAGGGGGCGAAAUUCCCGAUUAAAUGGACAGCACCCGAGGCCAUCAACUACGGCACGUUCACCAUCAAGUCGGACGUGUGGUCUUUUGGGAUCCUGCUCACCGAGAUCGUCACCUACGGCCGGAUCCCGUAUCCAGGGAUGACCAACCCCGAGGUGAUCCAGAACCUGGAGCGGGGCUACCGGAUGCCCCAGCCUGACAACUGCCCCGAGGAGCUGUACGAGCUGAUGAGGCAGUGCUGGAAGGAGAGCCCCGAGGAGCGCCCCACCUUCGACUUCAUGAAGAGUGUGCUCGAGGAUUUCUUCACCGCCACCGAGGGCCAGUACCAGCAGCAGCCCUGAGGUGCCUGCAGCUGGCACAGCCCUGGUUUGGGGUGCUGGGGGCGCCCCACAUCCCCACGGACAUCACCCCAGGAACUCACAGGGAAGAUUUGAAACGCUCCAGAGCUUGGCAGCAGCGGAUUUUGCCCCCUUCAGAUGGGGAUGGACAAAAUCAGCCCCCCAAAAGGAUGGCCCAGGGAACUCUGCUGGCGCCCAGAGGGUGCCCACCCUGCUGUCCCUGCGUUUUCCAGGGGGCAGAUCCAGGCUCCAGCCCCUCAGGAGCUGCCCGGGGGUCUCACCCCACUCCGGCUGUGCCCCCUUCGCCCCCCGGUGAUGGUCACUGCACCCCUUGGCCGUGGGAUGCUCCUUCUCCCCCCACGGCGUUUGCAGGACCCGUCCCACAAUUAUUUUGAGGAAAUAAAAGCCUUUUUAGCGGCUGGGACCUCACAGCUCCAGGCUGCCAUGGGAUGGGG